Messenger RNA from Symbiodinium necroappetens, 2049 nucleotides. Lineage: Eukaryota; Dinophyceae; Suessiales; Symbiodiniaceae. The record is from the annotation of a GenBank genome assembly.
AUGCCGAAAUGGUUCGAAUGGCAAGCUGGGCCUGGAGAUUGCACAAUUCAGCUCUCUGAUCGAGCCCUGGACAUGCGACAAGUGAUCGUUCUAUCGGUGAAGGUUGCCAAACAGCGCAAGCCUCGCCCAGCACAGCUGCGGAAGGAAGAAGGACAAGAACACGGUGCCGGCAGCCAGGAGCCAGCCAAACUUCAGAAAGUGAAGCAAGAAGUUGCGCAGGACAUCGAGGCACGGCCGAAGGACGGAACCAAAGACGAACUCCAGGUGAAGUCUGAAGUGAAGGAAGAAGCCCAGGAGCGAGGCGAUCCUGGCAAGGCGAGCGACACCAAACGGGAAGUCAAGGAGACGCAGGCCAUGAAAAAAGAAGUAAAAGACGAGGAGGCGGCCACGAGGGAGCAAGUCAAAGAGGAGAUCGCUCAGAAGGACAUGAAGAAGGAGGUAAAAGAGGAGGUUUCGAAGGAUGCACACAUGGACGUGAAGACAGAGAUCAAAAAGGAGGUGUCAAAGAACAUGUCGCAAGAAGUCAAAGAGGAGAUGCCGCAGAAGGACAUGAAGCAGGAGGUGAAGGAGGAGGUUCGCCCUGAAAUGAAGCCUCAGAUCGGAGAUGGGGCGGCGGAUGCACACAGAGCAUUUGCAGCAACCAUGAAAGUCAGGACAUGCGUGAAGCGCGAGCUGGUGCAUGAAGAAGAGCAGGUGUGUGUUAAGGAGGAGCAUGCUGAGCAGGCUGGUCCGAUCCAAGAAGCCAAACGGCGUCGCAUCAGCCAGAAGAAAUCGGAAGCCUCAGUUCCAUCCUUCGAGUCGCGAAUGACAGAGUGGGCCGAGAAAUGCCUCGCAUUUCAAUCCUCUGGCAAGACGUGGCUCCCUACGAAGCCCUGCUGUCCGGCUAGCCCAUUUCUCGGAUUAGCAGGUGCUCCGUGGCAAGGAUGUGCAAGAGACAAGACAACAGCAUGCGUGCAGCUCCUCGACAAAGAUCAGUUCAGAGAGUUGCGCGAGUUUUACCGCGAGAAUCCGCACCAUGCCCUUUUCCAUGACAGCAGCGACGCAAGCAGCGGGCGACAGACAGAGACCACUGUUGCAUCUAGGCUGCAGGCCCACAGGAGCUCCACCGGCAAUCAGCACCGAGCAGCUGAGUGCAUGAAGAUGUGGCCUUGGAUGCGGGACCUUCCCACGCGAGCUUGGGCCGGCAACGGCUGGAUGCUCGUGGAGGACGGCAUGAUGAAGCUCUCGCCGACCGGAGGGGGCUCCGCCAUGCAGGGCCUCGAGAUCUUCGAGUCCGUGGGCUCCGUCCCGGAACCUGGCGAGCCGAAGUCUUCGGAGCCAUCCAGCGGAGCCGAGCCCAGAGCCGAGCAAGGCCAGGUCGUCACAAGGACUUUCCGAGGCCUGGAGCGCCAGAGCGGCAUCCAGGGAAUCAGCUGGAUGAUUGCGAUGGCAAGCUGGAGCGUCUCCUGGCAAGUAUCAGGCAAACGGCAUAGGCUCUACUUCCCCAUCUCCAAGCACAUGAAGCUGGGCCUCAGCGAGGCCGAGGCGUUGGAGGCCGCCCUGGAGGAGGCCAAGGCUUUCCGCGAGGAGCUCGUGCGCCAGGGGAAGCUGAAGCCGCCGAAGCCCAUCACGGAGAAAGCCCAUGGCUCCGUGGUGAGGGGCCUUCACUACAACGAAAGCACCAGAACCUAUCAGGUGCGGAUGACUGACCCCUCCACCAAGAAGAGGGUCCACGGUGGCAUGUUCAAGGUGAAGGAGGAGGCCGAGGCCCGGGCUCGGGAGCUGGCCCGGGAGUUGGGGCUGCAGGAGAAGGUGGUGCCGGUGAAGCCGCUCUCGGAGCUCCCCAACUUCGAGCCGCUGGGGCCACAGCUAGGGAUCAAGUGGAACCGUGGCGAGCAUGCCUGGCAUGCAACUUGCCAUGUUUCCGGCAAGCAGAGGAACAUGAGGUUCCGCCCGAAGGACUUCUCGUCGAAGGAGGUGGAGAAGGCCUGGAAGCAGGCGGUGGCCUGGCGCAAGCAGCAAGAGAAGGAGAGAGAGCGGAUCGAGCAGUCCCAGAAGCGAAAGCGCUAA